Messenger RNA from Ruditapes philippinarum (Manila clam), 2985 nucleotides. RefSeq names its product nuclear receptor subfamily 1 group D member 2-like. Gene Ontology annotation, biological process: regulation of DNA-templated transcription. The record is from RefSeq and is a predicted model, not a curated record. Gene Ontology annotation, molecular function: sequence-specific DNA binding; DNA-binding transcription factor activity; zinc ion binding. NCBI's taxonomy places the organism in Eukaryota, Metazoa, Mollusca, Bivalvia, Venerida, Veneridae. Bases 217 to 2103 code for a protein of 628 amino acids. The transcript has 2 exons.
ACACAGACUGACCUACAUUGAUAGUACAAUCACUGGCUAUAGUGAACUAUCUAACGCUGAAAUUUGUUUAAAGUUACACGACUUUACCGCUAACAGUGUCUCCCUAUUAUCUUUAUACUUAAAUUGUACAAAGUAAACUGUAUCAACAUACAGUUUUCUGCUGAGUGACAUAGGAAUACCUUUUUCUUUUAUAAAGUAAGAAAAGGACUCAAAAACAUGCACACGGACGGAAGUGAUGUUGGAGAAACCGGAUUCCAAUUGUUCAGGCCCUUUCCCGCUUUCAAUGAAGAUUACACAGAAGAAAUGCCGUCAACAUCCCUACUUUCUCCACUGCUGCUGUCAUCAUGCACACAAAUAAAUGACGACCUCAAUGAAUGGCAUGAUAUAUCAAGUACAACUACAAUAGAUAAUGGCGCUUAUUCAAUUCCAACAUAUUCUCCGCAGGUCACUCUCCAGGCUGACGAUGAUUAUGUCAUUACAUCAUUGGACGGAUAUUCUGUUGCGUCAAACGACAAUUCUGGAUAUACAAGUAGUGGCAUUUCUUCUCCAGAAGCUUUAUCUUCCUCCUACUCUCCAACUGAGUCGCCAGAAACAGUGACAGAUGGUAUAUCAGUUACAUCGCGACUAAAAUGCGUUCUUAUGUCGCGCCAGAAGAAACAGAAUAAUUUAUCAGCGUCCGUACCCAACGAACAUUCCACACCUUCAUCGGCAAUUCAUAAUUAUUCAUCCGCUGAAAGAAGAGUUGUUGACAAUAAGUUUUCUGAUGAAGCAGGUAAAUAUGAGAAAUGUACAUCAAAAACUGCUCUACGAUUCCCCCCUUGCAGUGUAUGUGGUGGAACAGCAUCAGGGCUACACUACGGCGUUAAUAGUUGUGAGCCAUGUAAGGGAUUCUUCACAAGAUACCUACGGAAGAAAGAGGUUUACAAAUGUGCAAAAGAUAAUAAUUGUCCGAUAACUAAUCGUUUGAGGGGGAAUUGUAGUGCGUGUCGGUUGAAAAAAUGCUUAGCUCUUGGCAUGGCAAGGAAGAAUUCAAGACUUGGUCGGUAUAGUCUUUCUAGACGAAUGGAAACAAUUAUGCAAGUAAAUGAAUUAGAAAAACAAAACGACGAUCAAGUUAAUCAGACACUCAUGCAAGAUUUUAAUGGUAAACAUAUGAAUGAAAUGCCAAUCAUUGACACUGACAUUGAAAGUAGAAACUCGGGAAAGAUUCAAACUGAUCACCAAGAACAAGCGGAACCUGUGAGGAAUACUCAUUCUGCUUCAUUUAAAUUAAAAGCUCCCUCUGGGUUUUCAUAUAAACUUGUGAAGACUUUGGUAGAAUAUAUGGAAAGAAUUAAACCUUACGGCGAGGACAUUACGUCUAAAGAGCAAAUAAUGCAGACGCUGCUUUCCCAUUACGAAUCAUAUAAGCUGAAAAUAGACAUCUUCGGUAAUCUAAGAAGCGUGCCAAGAGACGAAUAUUUUAAUCUUCUAAAAGGUUUCGGAAUAGAAAUUGACAAAAGAAUGAUGUUCCUGAAACAAUCUGCCAACGAAAUGAUGGAUAUCAUUGAGCGAUAUUGCAAUUUUGCGAAACAAAUUCCAAAUUUUACAUGUCUGUCUAACAGAGAUCAAACUAACUUGCUGAAAUCGUCGCGUUACGAUUUCUUCAUGAUUCUUAUGCAUGAUGGAUAUUUACAUGAAAAACAGGUUUUUCUUGCACAUAAUGGAGCUGCUUUUCAUAUGGAGGAAGUUGCUGACAAAUUCUUCUCUCGUAAGCUUGUGAUUAAUGUAUGUGAUAUGUAUCACCGUUUACAAAAAUUGAAACUGAGUAAAGAAGAAAACGCUCUCCUAAUCGCUAUAUCUCUGGUAUUUACUGAUCGAUGUAGUCUAGAAAACCCCAGUCUUGUUGAACAGAUACAAUUUUCGCUGACACAGCUUCUUCAAAAACAACUUCAAAGAACUUGCCCUAGUUCGGCUUUAAGAAGAUUUACCAAGAUAAUUGAUUGUCUGACAAUUAUGCGAGAGAGUUCCGAACUGUAUCUGAAAGAAUACAGCGAACUGUGCCAGGAUGAAAUGGUUAUUGAAGAAGUGCCAAUUAUGACGGAACUCUUAUUCGAAGACUAGAAAAUUUUGCCAAUGUAAAGUCAAGAUUAUCAACGUGACUGAUUUAGUAAGAGUGUGCGAUCGUAGGUAUAUACGAGGCGUUUUGUGUUUUAUUGUACAAAUGAACUUUUCCAAAACAUUAAUAAGUAAAAGUAUUUUAUCCCAAAAGUUCCACAAGAGACAAUUACCGCAAUAUCGGAAAGAAAGUAUCGACAAACGCGAGUUAGAUGUAUUUAUCGAGAAAUGGAAAAAGUACGCGUUGAACUUUUCAUUUGCUUGGGGAUACGGCAGCGAGAAAUUGAGAGUUUAGCUGUGUUGUUUAAUUACAUUUUUAAACGUUGAACUGUCAAGUUAUUUUUGAAACAGCUUUGAAUGAUGAUUUUGAUUCAUAUUCCAUGUAUCGCUUUAUUUUAUGUAAGAAUAAAUGUAUGAUAACUUAUCGAAAAUCGGAUUGAAUUCUAAUUAAGUAAAGCAAAUUGGUUUAUUUUUAUUUUGUUAAAUGAAGAAAGUAAGUUUUUUUAAAUAAACUAUAAAGACUUACUGACAGUUUUUUCUUACCUAUCAUCAAUUCAUAUAAAUAGUUUAUAAAAAUUCUUUAAAACAUUAAUUUUCUAGUUUUCUGGUAUAAAUAAGAAUAUUACAGUAAAUGAAUUCAAUUAUUUCUGACGCAAUUUAAUCACAUGUGUUAAGUUUCCAAUUUUGUUUCGCUUGCAAUAAAUCAACGGUUGUGCUUACUGAAUAAAUAAAUCUAUUUUGUGGUUCCUAUAAUUGCAUUUGAGUUAUUUUAAUCAACGUUAAGAAAUAUAUCGAUACACAUUAACGUUUCGAAUGUCUAGCGAAUCGCACUAGAAUAUUAAUAUUAUUCAAAACACGUAUAAAGUCAAUAAAAGAUACAACCGCGAA